AUGACUGCCAAAGUAUUUGCUUAUCCCGAUUCUGUAGAUGUUGCCAAUGCCGUGGGCGAAUAUAUCGUCAACAAUCAAGACAAUGCCAUUAAAGCGCACGGUUCCUUUCAUAUAGCUAUAUCUGGUGGCUCUUUAGGAAAAGUGUUGAAAAAAGCGUUGAUUGAUAAUAAAGAGAUUGGCCAGCGUAUACAAUGGGACAAGUGGGAUGUAUACUUUAGUGAUGAGAGGUUAGUUCCGCUUGACCAUGAAGACUCUAAUUAUGGUCUUUUCAAUGAAAUGGUUUUGAAAAACUUGAAAUCAAGCUCUUCCAAGCCCAAUGUACACGUUAUUGAUGAAUCUUUGUUAACAGGGAAGGAUGGGAAAGUUGAAGAUGCUGAUGUAGAGAAGGAUAAGGAGAUUGCUAGAAAAUACGCUGCUAGUUUACCCAGUAAGAUUGAUGUUAUAUUGUUGGGUUGUGGACCUGAUGGCCACACUUGUUCUUUAUUUCCCAACCACCACCUACUUAAAGAGAGAACUGAAAGAGUAUCAUAUAUAAACGAUUCCCCUAAACCUCCUCCAAGAAGAAUCACUUUUACUUUUCCUCAAUUGGAAAAUGCAACUUCAAUUGCUUUUGUUGCAGAGGGUUCUGGAAAAAAACUCAUUUUAAAGGAAAUAUUUACAGACCCUUCAACGAAAUUACCAGCGAAAUUAGUAAGCGAUAUUAAUACCGGCGUUUCUAUUUACUGGUUUGUGGAUACUUCAGCCGUUGAUGGCGUAGAUGUAUUGACAAGUAAAUAUUAG
Messenger RNA from Lodderomyces oxycetoniae, 780 nucleotides. RefSeq names its product 6-phosphogluconolactonase (gene SOL3). NCBI's taxonomy places the organism in Eukaryota, Fungi, Ascomycota, Pichiomycetes, Serinales, Debaryomycetaceae. Gene Ontology annotation, molecular function: 6-phosphogluconolactonase activity. Gene Ontology annotation, biological process: pentose-phosphate shunt; carbohydrate metabolic process. The record is from RefSeq and is a predicted model, not a curated record. The transcript has a single exon. The coding region runs from base 1 to 780 and encodes 259 amino acids.